This is a messenger RNA of Dreissena polymorpha, 2028 nucleotides long. Its product is annotated as carbohydrate sulfotransferase 15-like. NCBI's taxonomy places the organism in Eukaryota, Metazoa, Mollusca, Bivalvia, Myida, Dreissenidae. Gene Ontology annotation, molecular function: N-acetylgalactosamine 4-sulfate 6-O-sulfotransferase activity. Gene Ontology annotation, biological process: hexose biosynthetic process. The transcript has 6 exons. Bases 72 to 986 code for a protein of 304 amino acids. The record is from RefSeq and is a predicted model, not a curated record.
AAAUCAAAUUUGAUCCGAAAUUCAAAAAUCCGUGCUGGCACGACAAGAAGAAAUUGGUCUGUUUGCCAUACAUGUUCAUCAUUGGCGUUAAAAAGUGUGGAACCAGCGACCUCUUCUUUCGGACAGCAAUGCAUCCGGACUUCGCGCAUCCCGGCUUCAAGGAAGCGCAAUGGUUUGCGCGCAGACGCUUCACAAAAGACAAAAGUAUGGCUGAUUUCAGCGCUUACAUCUCAAUGUUUGACAAGGCUGCAAACAAGGUGUACAAAGGUGCAGAACUGAUGCCACACGAAAGCUUCACGAACCAACGGACAAUAACAGGAGAAGCAAGUCCCUCCAACCUUCAUCUCAACUCUCACUGGCAGACAUUGCCAGGCAACGAGAAUGCUGAUGAGCCUAGAUACGUGAUUCUUGAUUACAUCCACCAUAUUUUGCCGGCCGCAAAAAUAAUCAUCACCUUCAGAGAUCCGAUAGAUAGACUUUACUCGGACUACUUCCACGAGUUUGGUACUCUACAGAACCGCAACGACGUCGGUCCCGCGCACUUUCAUGAGGUUGUAACGGAAGGCAUCGAUCUGUACAGAAAAUGCUUUGAACACCGCACUGUCCGCAGUUGUGCGUACGACCACUCACUUUACGACACCACGAAGAUGCAGGUGCAACUUGGAAUUUAUUAUAUAUACUGGCAAGAACUGACGCGACUUUUCUCACGUGACAACAUCCUCGUGCUACAAAAUAAAGAUAUGAAGUACAAAGAAAGGACAAUGAAGAUGGUUUACAAUUUCCUUGGCCUCCGUGAGUUAACAGCCGUGGAAAUGCAGAGUGUUGUGAAAUCCCAGGAGCAAUACAUUCGAAAGGCCUCGUAUAAAGAAAAGGGUCCUAUGUUGAAGGAGACACGUGAACUGCUGACGGAAUUCUACCAACCUUUCAACGAAAAAAUGGCGGAAUUGACGGGAGAUUCUCAGUUUUUAUAUAUGGAUACUUCUUGAAUGACGGAGAUGCUUAUUGUGUUGGCUUUGAAACAUUGUUCAUCGAUGCAUAUUAUAAUGCGUUGAGCGGGAUACACCUACUCGUGGUUUUAUAAAAAAUAUUUCUUUAGAUUUUGACCAUAUCUAAGAUAACAUGUAUUUUAUUUUAUUUCCGCCACAGAUUGUUUCCGUUUAUUAGAACGAUAUUGUUUCAUUUUAUGUUCCCAAGCAUGUCCAUACUUAGAUUUCAAUAAUGAAACCAGUGUUUUUUCAUCAUUUUGGGAAUGGGUGCGGGUCCCUUUGGAUUUGGAAAAAUUAGCGUCGUUUUGGCUUAAAUUGGGAAAAAAGUGUUGCUGUCUUUUUAUUAACAAAUGCUUAAACAUUGAGAAUAAAAGUGAUGUGAAUACAUUAACUAAGGUUUAACUUCCAGAGCUUGCUGUUAGAUGAACUCAAUGUUGAGAUUUAUUUGUAUUUUUUUUAACCUUCAAUUGGGAAUUUUUGGAUCCCAUUUGAAAAAAAACCAUAUACGUUUUUCCAUUGGAAAUGGGGUCCCCUACAGGCCCCAAGUUUGAACGACAAAACACACACACUUCAAAUCAAUUAUUAAGACAGAAACUUUCAUAUGGCAACACAAUUCUUUCAAAAAGAACGAAGUACUUGCCCAUCAUUUGCGUUUCAAGAUGUAUUAUUAUUAUUAUUAUUAUAAAAUCCACAAUUGAUGGGGUUGUACGCACUUAUUUUUUAAUCCAUCGUAUAUGAACUGAAUGAUAGUUUGUUACGUGUAUAAUAUUUAAAUGAAUACUAUUUUUCUAAUUAAUUUUUAGGUUAGUGAUUGUUGUUUGUUAACAUGAUUACAUAACAUGCUUUGACAUACAUAAAUCGGUUUUAUAUCGUCGACGAUUGAUGAUUUUUUAUGUUAGGAAAGUACAUGUGUGAGAUUCAAUGAUGAAGUCUCUCCUCGUCUUAACGACGCUAUUUUCAAGGGAUUUCCAUAUUUGACUUUUCAGAUACGUAAUUUAUAUGCCGGAAACAAAAAACCCCAUUAAUUGUUAUAUUAUAAAGA